UUUGCUGUUGGAAAGAACGACGGUUUGUUGCGGUUCCGCAUCAUUACUAAUAGCCCGCCUGUAGGAUUCAGCGCCUCUGUGGUGUUUCUGGGUAAGGCAAAUAUGACGCUUGCUACUUUAAACUCAAGCUACUGGAAAUGGUUGAAAAAUGUGCAAGUCCGUUCGUUGUCUUCUCGUGGCGGUCAGUCGGGUACUAUUUUCAGGAUUCGUGGUUGCUUUCCUCCACAAUGUGCCAGUGAAAGUAUGCUUCUUACAAACAUCACGAUUGGAGGAAUUGAAGCUAAGAUUUUGAACCAAAGCGCGCAAGAAGUAGAACUACGAGCUGGAUAUUCAGAUCAUGCCAUAUCAUCAGCUUCUCUAGUGUUUUUGGCUGGAUCAGGAGCUACGUAUACAGGAAGUGUUGUGUGGAAUUACCUAGAACCUGGUAGAAUCACAGGAGUGUCACCCAAUAGUGGACAACGUGGUACUAGAGUCACAAUAACAGGGGAAAGCCUACUGGGAGUUCAAUACAGUAAUAAUGUACGUUCGACUAUACGUGGCAAUGAAUCUGACAUAAAAAGCGUCACCAUUGCGGGGUUGAAAUGUGUGCUUCUGUUUGCCUCUUCUACUGUCAUUAUUGUAGAGGUACCAUUUGGUCCUCCAACUACUGGUGGCAUUUUUAUUGAAACAAAUGCAGGACCAUAUAUUGUCAACAGGACUGCCUGGAGAAAAACCGAAGAUGGGACUAUAACAUCCAUAAUUCCUUCUACAAUGCAGCCAGGAGGAGAAGUUGCUCUAUGUGGUGUAAACAUUCUUUCAGAUGAAGCAGCAAUUAUGAAUCUUACUAUGGCAGGGCAAACCAGUAGCAAGCCAUCUUUUCGCCUUGCUUUGAACAGUAGUUGCAUUAUAGUGCAAACUCCUUUAAUACCUCCUUCCUUUCCACUCCCACCACCAGGAUCUGUCCUUCUCAUUGCAGACACUUUUGCCACUGUUGUCUCUCAACCAGGAGUUAAUUUUACAUAUGCUCGCAUUGACAGUGUGUUUCCUGUGACUGGCCGUCAAGGAACAAAAGUUAUCAUUACUGGCUCUCACCUAGACCUGCAAACGGGUGGUGUUGACUUUGUGUACCUUUCAGGCAUUCCCGCACAAAUUAUUUCCGUCAAUCCUUACAGAAUUGUUGUUAGAGCUGGCAUAGGUCCAUCAUUAGGAUCAACCUUACCAGGAUCUGUGAAAGUAAUUGGUAAAGGCAACAGUACUCUCAAUGGAAUGAUUGCAUUGUCAUUAACUCUCAAAUCAGCGUGGAAAUACAUUCCUGUUGGAAUCAUCUCACAUGUUAUUCCUAGUGAGGGUCAAAUCGGAACUCGUGUCACCAUUAGUGGACAGUUUUUGCUUGGGCUUGGGGGGAAAAUAACACAGGUUGGAGUUGGAACAAAUAUGGCCAUCAUUCUAUCUUUCAGCAACUCAUCAGUUGUUGUCUCCAUCCCUAACAGCACAAAUUUUGACACUCCAGUUGACUUGGUGGUUGAAUCAAACUCAGGUGCACAGACAGUUAAAAAAGAAGCAUUUACGUUUCGCAGACCAGGCGUUAUCACUGACAUAGUGCCCCUGAGUGGUCAGCUGGGGACCAAAGUUACACUUACAGGAACAAGUCUAUUGGGUAAUGGCUCUAGGCUGGUAAGUGCAAUCUUGGUUGGUGUUCCAGCCAUAAUUAAGAAACAGACCAACAAUAAUGUGGUGCUGGAAGCUGGUGCAUAUGCAACCAAUUUGUCAACAUCAGGGCCAGUAGUUCUGACUUCUGAUAAUGGAGCAAUGGUUACAAGUUCUCUUCGCUGGACUUACAUAGCCUCUGGUCAUAUCGAUGUUGUUACUCCCUCUGAAGGCCAGUUUGGCUCUCUUGUUAACAUUAGUGGUACAAAUCUUCUUGGUGGAGGAGAAAACAUCAGCAUCGUAACACUGUGUGGCUUACAGGCCAAAGUAGUUUUCAUUUCUUUCAAUCUUCUUGUUGUACGUGCAGUUACCAAUUUAAAGCGUGAUCUUCCUGGUGAUGUUAUUAUCACAGCAAACACUGGAGCACGGGUUAUUGGGAUCCACAAGUGGAUAUAUAGAAAACAAGGCAUUAUCACUAACAUUUCACCAGUUACUGGUCAACUUGGAACUCUGGUUACCAUAACAGGAAGCAAUGUCCUGGGUUACGGAUCUCAAAUUCUUAACAUUACCAUAGCUCAGGUGCCUGUUUUGUCUGUGGUAGAACAGUCCAGCUUACGUGUAGUGGCACGAGUUGGUGCUGGAGCUGAAGGGGUGUCCGGUAAUGUAAUUAUCUUUGCUGACACUGAAGCAGUCGUCACUUCCAUCAAUUUAACAUUUACUUUCUCAAAACCAGGUAGUAUUUCUUUGGUAACUCCUAGCUCUGGUUUAGAAGGAACACUAGUGGUUAUUCGAGGAACUCUACUUCAUGGACAUGGCAAUCUAACCUCUGGUGUUACAUUGAAUGGGGUUCCUGUUAGUCAAAUCGUGUAUGACUCAGAGACUGAGAUAAUUGUGGCAGCAGGUCCAACUCCGCUUGCAUCACCAACACAGCCUGGAAAUGUUGAAAUAACAUCAAACACAGGAGAAAUAGUCACCAAAGACCGCAUUUUCUCCUAUGCUACUCCUGUUGUUAUAAGUUCAGUCACUCCUAGCAGUGGCCAAAGGGGAACUGUUGUCAAUAUUGCUCUCACUAUUAAAUCAUCUGCUGUAGAAGUUGUCCAUGUUGCCGGAACAGAAGCUACUGUGACACAAAGGAAAGGAAACACUGUAGUUAUUCAUUUGGGCAGGCCUUCUAGGCAGGGAACCUUUACAGGUGAUAUUGUAGUAACUUUGCAAAAUGGCAGUAAAGCUCGACGGAAAAGUGGCUUUACAUACACAUCAGAAGGUAUCAUUUUCAGUAUCAACCCUGCACAAGGUCAGAUUGGGACAAUUGUAAAGGUUACAGGACAAAAUCUCUUAGGGAAUGGUACUCAAAUAGUGACUGCUUCUUUGGCAGGUUUGUCUGGUCAGGUUGUCAACUCAUCAAACACUGAGGCUUUGAUUGUGGUCACAGAACGCAAUUUCAUAAGGAAUUUGGGAAAUCUGACCUUAACAUCAGACAACGGUGCUAUCAUUACUAGAGUAGAUGGAUGGGAGUCUGUGCCAGCAGGACUAAUACAGUCUGUCUUUCCAAAUGUUGGUCAGCUGGGCACAUUGGUUACCAUUCGUGGACAGAGGCUAUUUGGAGGUGGAACAAGAAUAAACAGUGUUCAUCUUAGUGGAAUUCCUGCGUUAAGGAUUAUGUCUGCCAAUGAUAGUAUUGUCAUUGUUGAAGCUGCGGAUGGUGACAAUACAACUAAUCAAACAUCAGCAGUAACUCUCACAUCUGACACAGGGUCUAUAGUUGAACUGCAGUUAGGGUGGAUUUACAAACCCAGAGGCAAGAUUGUCAGCGUGUCACCUGCAAUUGGUCAGUUUGGGACUCAUGUGACCAUCAAGGGCUAUAAUUUGUUGGGUCAAGGAAGAACCGUUCAAGUUUCUCUUGGUCAAGUUGAUGCCUUGACUGUUGAAAGUGCUACAGACACGCUCAUCGUUGUGAGAGCCAAUGACGGCAUGAACAUCACAGGUAGAAGGGAAAGCAUAAUGAUCACAGCUAACACAGGAGCAUUUACAACAAGGAAAGCAACCUGGACGUACAGAGCUCGUGGAGUAAUCACAUCAGUUUACCCUCCUAAUGGACAAUAUGGAACGGAAGUUGUUGUGAGAGGUCUUAACUUGUUUGGAUUUGGAAGCAAGAUUGUAAGAGCAACAAUUGGUGGGAUAGAGGCAUCAGUCAUGCAGAAUACAAAUGAAAUAGUUGUCAUUUCAGCUGGCUUAUGCCUCACAUCAAUAUCAGAUGUAGACAUCAUACUGGAGGCUGACUCAGGAGCCCAAGUAAUAGCUCAACGUGUCUUUUCUUAUAUAACUCCUGGAAACAUUACAUCAGUUCAACCAGCUAGUGGUUUACAUGGUACAAUUAUCACAAUCACAGGCUUUCAACUAUUUGGCUAUGGAAUCAAACUCAAAAGUGUCAGCAUUGCUGGUACAUUGGCAGCUUUUGACCAUUUUGCCGUAAAUUCUUCUGUCAUUACUGUGACAGCAGGGAUCAAUGCCCAUCCAGUGACAGGACCAAUUGUUAUCACUUCAUCAUCAGGAGCUAUUGUCAGCUAUUUCAACUGGACCUAUGUACAAGGAGGCAUAAUAUCAGCACUUUUGCCUGCAGUUGGUCGGUCUGGUAUUCGUGUCACAUUAUCAGGAUCUCGUCUACUCUCAGGUGGUACUACAGUAAAAUGCAUUAUUGUAAAUGGCAGUCCUUCUUUUAAAAUUGAGUCAGCCAAUGAUACACAUAUUCAAUUUCGACUGGGUCCUCCUCCUCCAGCUGGUCAAAGUCAACAUGGUGUUUCAGUUGUUCUGACUUCAGGAUCUAUGUAUUCAGUUACUGCAAACUUGUUUGCAUAUACAUCUGAUGGGGGAAUAGUUACUUCAGUAAAUCCGAAUGCUGGUCAUGGAGGCACCACUGUUGUGAUACGAGGAUCUAAUCUUCUUAAUGGGGGAAAUGUGUCAAACAUCUUUCUUUCAGGAAUCAAAGUAGCAGCUAUCUUGUCAGCAAAUGAAACUGUGGUUGUAGUCGUAGCUGGUAAAGGUUAUGAUGCCACAGGCGAUGUAAUUGUUGCCUCAUUCAAUGGUUUCAUUUCAGGACUUCAUAAUGGAUGGCAAUAUCUGCCAUUCAUACCUAAAUCAGCUGUCAGUCCUGCACAAGGACAAAGUGGUACUACAGUUACUAUUAGUGCCCACAAGGCUUUGCUUAAUUUCAAAGUUAAAUCAGUCAUCAUUGCAGGUAUUCCUGCUCAACUUCAGAGCACCAGUGUCAACAGAACGUACUUUGAUGAUCGAAACAUGUCCAUUGUUGAGGAUAUACAGCAGCUGUCAUUGGUUGCUGGGCCAUUGUCAACAGCAACUACAUACACAGGUGAUAUUGUUCUCCAAUCUCAGACAGGAGAGCAGCUUCUGAUUAGUAGAGGCUGGACUUACCUUCCAAAUCAGAUUGUCGAUUUUGUGAGUCCUAUAAAUGGUUAUCAGGGCACUCAAGUCACCAUUAUUGGAAGAAACUUACUGGCUGGUGGGACACGAAUAUCAUCAGUGCAUCUGGCAGGAAUAUCAACACGCAUAAUGACAGAAGAAAUCGAUUUUGAAGGAAAAAACGUUCUUAGAGUAGAAGUUUUGCCUAACAAACAAACCCAGUCUGGUAUAUCAGGAAAUAUCGUGAUUACAUCUGAUGAUGGAGCAAGCUUUGUACCUCCAGGAAGACAGUGGACAUACUUGGAUGUUCAGAUCGCAUCAUUUAGACCAAAAUUUGGGCAAGUUGGUACUUUAGUGACAGUAUCUGGGCUUAACUUGCUGGCUGGUGGAAACUCUAUCUUAUCUGCCACUUUGGCAGGAGUAACAGCAACAAUAGUAAAAGCUUCAACAUCAGAAGUAGUUCUCAGAGCAAAUAACUCUACCCCUACAGGGCCAGAUGACAUUGUUUUGAAUAUGGAUACUGGAGCACAGAUUUUACUCCAUCAAGGGUGGACAUACAGUCAGCCUGGCAACAUCACUGAAGUGCAACCAAGAAUUGGAACGGAAGGCACUGUUGUUGGUAUUACGGGUACAGACCUACUUGGAGGUGGAAAGCAGGCCUCAAAUGUGUUCUUAGAUGGUGUUCCUGCCAGAGAAGUUGUAGCCAGUAGUCAUCUGUAUGUGGAAGUGGUAGUAGGUAAAGGACCACCAGGAGGGACGACCACACCGGGCACUGUAAUUAUAAUUGCAAACACAGGUGCAACAAUUUCACGAUCAAACCUCUUUAGAUACGCUGCUGUAGGUAAAGUGACAAGCAUUUUACCUCAGCUUGGACAGUAUGGUACUGAGGUUAUCAUUCGAGGAUCUGAUUUACUGUCAGGAUCUUCUUCACUACAGUAUGUAAAGCUGGCAGGCGUUGAUGCCACUGUUGUGGGCAAGCCAACUGAUUCUAUGGUUACUGUUAGAGCAGGAUUUCCUCCAAGAUUGGAUGCAUUUACUGAUGUCAUUGAAAUUCGGUCUUCCAGUGGUGGUAUUGUUAGUUCUAGCACUGUGAAAUUCUCCUAUUUGCGUUCAGGUCAAAUCUACACUGUUAGUCCGUCCAAAGGACAGCAUGGCACAUAUGUUCAUCUAGCAGGUGAGCGCCUUCUGGGAGGAGGAUCUACUCUCCGUGCUGCUUAUCUAGGAAAUGUCUCAGCGUUUAUUGAGAAGCCAUUCACCGAUGACUCAGUAACAAUUCGAGCAGGUGAAAGUGUUCAAACUGGAAACGUAAAUGUUACUCUUGUCUCAGACAAUGGAGCAAUCGUAGUGAAGCUCGGCUUUACCUACCUACAAAGCAGCAACAUAACUACCGUAAAUCCUCCCAUUGGAAGGCAGGGUACAAGAAUUCGAAUUACAGGAAACAGAUUGACUGGUGGAGGAAAUAACAUUACCAACGUUCGUUUGUCUGGUGUGCAAGUUAUGUCCUUUGUAGAAGGAACAGGUUAUGUAGACGUGAGGGCAGGAAAUGGCUCAAAAGCAGUCAAUUUAACAGGUGACAUUGUAAUCACGUCCAACACGGGUGCUCAGACUACUCUAAGAAACGGAUUUACGUACACUAGUCCAGGGCGUGUCAGUAGACUGAGUCCUUCUAGUGGGAUCAGUGAUGAAGAAGUCAAUAUUACUGGUGUCGAUUUACUAGGUGGAGGCAGUCGGAUCGUGACAGUGACUUUUGGUAGCAUCAAAGCCCAAGUUAUUCACUCCAGUAACACUUCUGUGACCGUUAUAACAGGACCAAACAAUGAUGGAGAGCCAAAGCCAAACAUUGACGUUUACCUAGAAGCAGACACCGGGGAUGCAACCUACGCUUUUGGAGCAUGGUCCUACAACGCGUCCUGCACAGGAAACCAGUUUGGCCUAUAUCCUAGUAACUGCACAAACUGCUCAGCAGAGUGCAACCGCUGUUUCAACAUUGGAAACACAAACUGCCGCAGGUGUCAACGUUUCACCAUUCCAACCAAUUCGAGUAAUGGUAAGCAGUGCGUUUUUAGCUGUCCCAACUUCAUCAACGGCACAACUUGUGUAGAUAAAUGCAGUAAAUUUCAAUUUGUGAACAUUUCAAUGGACACUGACAAUAAGAUUCACAAAUACUGUUAUCAGUGCAGCAGUUUGUGCAACCCCAAUAAUGGAUGUGAUGGCCCUAAUCCAACCAACUGCACUGUUUGUCUUUACGUUCGUGACGAAGGUGCCUGUACAGACAAAUGUCCUAUAGACAAGUACUCUGACAAUGAAAAUAACUGUCAGCCGUGUCAUUCCGAAUGUAAGAAAGGAUUCGGGUGUCACGGUCCAAACGAGUGGGACUGCAACGUAUGUGCACAUUUCAGUCUUACGCGUGAUACAUGUAACUUCACAUCUACAGAUGCAACUGGGAACUACUGUAUUGCAUCAUGUCCCAAUGACUACUUUGUAAAUGGAUCUAACUGCUUGGAAUGCGAUGAUCAGUGUUUGGGGGGAUGCAAAGGUUCCCUGCCACAUCAAUGUCAUCAUUGUGCGAAGUAUGUAAAACUUCAGAAUGGCCUGCACACUUGUGUUGCAUCCUGUAAUCCUGAGAGUGGUCCCUACCUCUUUUAUGCUAGCACAAAUAGAUGUGAACGUUGUCAUCCACAGUGUUCACCUAUAGGAGGAUGCACUGGACCUGAACCACAAGACUGCCUACAAUGUCAAAAUUUAACGUUACGAAAUACGGCAAACGGUACUACGUGUGUAGGACAAUGCCCCUCCAAAUACUAUGCAGAUGAACAGUUUCAGUGCAAUACUUGCGAUGCUAGCUGUACAAAUGGUUGCAAUGGUCCAACUCCAAGCGACUGUACUGCUACUGGCACAACUGUGGGCACGUUUGACGCUGGUACGGGAACUGUUGCAGUUGUUGUUGCUAUCUGUGUCGUUCUUCUUGUCAUCAUUGUACUAGUUUUCGUUUGGGCCUGCUGCAAAUCUAGUAGUGACCGAUACUCUGUCAGUGAUAUUCUGUUGAGUUCCAGGCACGAGGAACCAAGCCACGAUGAGACAGACAGACAAAAACAAGUCAAGGAAACAAGUAUCGACGGAAGACCACCAGCUUCAUUGCCCAGUGAUCACGGCGGACUGCGACCACUGAGUGAGGUACCCCUACUAAAAAAACAAUCCGCUGUUGACAAUUACAUUCCCAUGGCUGUCAGCAACAAUGCAAUGACAGAUGAAGAAUAUACAGCUAUGGAUACUCCCAAACUCGUCGCUGAUUCAGUGUAUGCUGAUUCCGACCAGCCACCGCCUACAGCAAGUCAUCAGCAGCCUGCACACAAGUCGUUCUCAUCAGUGACGUUACCACCUCCAGUUACUCAAGACAUGUACGAUGACGUCGAAGUAGAUCAAGGAGAACUAUUGUAUGAAGACGUAAAUCCAGCUGCAGCUGCUAAAACAAGCAAGAACAAGGCCAGACCAAUGAGUCAACCAUCUAAGUCCACUCCUGCUCUACUUCCAUCUACCAAGACCAAACACACUGCACCAACCCUCCCGCCUCGUAGUACAAAACCACAGGGCGCUCUGCUUCCUCACCCUCCAAGAGCACAACCACCAGCAGAGCAGCCGCGUAAACUAGGCCCCAAACCUGGAUCAUCAAUGCAACACUUGCCACCUCUCCAACCAAUGAAUCAUGUAUCAAUUACAGCAACUAAACCACAGUUCACCAUGCAAAGACCCGAACCUGGACAAGACGAUGAAGCUCCAGUUCUCCCACCUCGAAAUGCAAACAAACCAUACGAAGUAGACGACUUGUAUGAAGACUGCAGUAACAUAGAAAUUGAUUGACCUUAAUAGCUACUGUACCAAGACUAUAACAGUACAGGUACAUGCAUGUGCUUGACUUAUGCUGCAGAUAGAGUUCAUUCAUCAUUGCCAAACACAAGAAUUUCUUUGAAAAGA
Molecule: messenger RNA, 9015 nt
Organism: Corticium candelabrum
Lineage: Eukaryota; Metazoa; Porifera; Homoscleromorpha; Homosclerophorida; Plakinidae
Exons: 3
Coding region: 103-8901 (2932 amino acids)
Source: RefSeq, a predicted model, not a curated record